GGAAUUAUAAGUUAGGAGUAAGGAAAAAUGGUAUUUUUCGAGAAGGGGAAGUAGAGGAAGAAUUUGAUAAUUAUAACAACCGUAUUGGGUAUAGGCAAAAUGUUUUUGGUCAACUUCAGGGGACAAAUGGGAACGUGGGUCCAUUACAAGAACUUAGAGCUGUUGGCACAGAGAUGAAUAGAGGAUUUUCUCCAGAGGCUUAUGAAAUGACGCCGUUUCAAUUACAGGAUAUCUGGCAAGAGGCAGUUAAGAUUUACUAUACUUAUUACCAAAACCACCUGCAUGAACUUCCGGAUGGAGUUACUGGUGUUGAGGAUAUUGACAUUAAUGAAUUAGAAAAACCUAAUAUUUUUACUUUUAUCGGAGGGGAUGGAGACAGAGUUGGUGUUGAUUCAGCAGUCGUUGAACAUAUUAGAACAAAUCCAGCCUUUCCUCAAGUUGCUGAUACCUCUUCGACGGGCGAUUCUCAUACUACUUCUAAUCAGCAAACUCCACCCCCUCCCCCUCACCAGCAACCAACCAUAAUCAGAGAUUUAACUUUUACUAUUGAUAGUGUGGGUCCGGGCUAUAAUGGUAAUCCUCAUUAUAUCACUUUGUCGGCUCCGUUAGUGGUGGAAGAUGUCGAUAUUUAUCUUAUUUUUAUUCAGUCCAAUGACCCACUUCUGCAAGACGGUAAUCGGGUAAUUAUUCGGGAUGUCUCAUUUGGUCCGGGUCAGGCCGAAGUGGAUCACUUUGCUCAUGAUAUUAGUAUUAAAACUUUUUUUCGCACUAUUGACUUAGUGUCGACUACUUCUCCCCCAGGUGGCGGCAUCAGCACGCCCAAUAAUCCUCCACCUCCCCCAUCCUUUCCUGACGUCGUGAAAAAAAAUCAUGAUUUGAUUAAUGAAGAAAAUA
Molecule: messenger RNA, 894 nt
Organism: Racocetra persica
Lineage: Eukaryota; Fungi; Glomeromycota; Glomeromycetes; Diversisporales; Gigasporaceae
Source: the annotation of a GenBank genome assembly